AUGACCCCAAUACGCAAAACUAACCCCCUAAUAAAAUUAAUUAACCACUCAUUCAUCGACCUCCCCACCCCAUCCAACAUCUCCGCAUGAUGAAACUUCGGCUCACUCCUUGGCGCCUGCCUGAUCCUCCAAAUCACCACAGGACUAUUCCUAGCCAUGCACUACUCACCAGACGCCUCAACCGCCUUUUCAUCAAUCGCCCACAUCACUCGAGACGUAAAUUAUGGCUGAAUCAUCCGCUACCUUCACGCCAAUGGCGCCUCAAUAUUCUUUAUCUGCCUCUUCCUACACAUCGGGCGAGGCCUAUAUUACGGAUCAUUUCUCUACUCAGAAACCUGAAACAUCGGCAUUAUCCUCCUGCUUGCAACUAUAGCAACAGCCUUCAUAGGCUAUGUCCUCCCGUGAGGCCAAAUAUCAUUCUGAGGGGCCACAGUAAUUACAAACUUACUAUCCGCCAUCCCAUACAUUGGGACAGACCUAGUUCAAUGAAUCUGAGGAGGCUACUCAGUAGACAGUCCCACCCUCACACGAUUCUUUACCUUUCACUUCAUCUUGCCCUUCAUUAUUGCAGCCCUAGCAACACUCCACCUCCUAUUCUUGCACGAAACGGGAUCAAACAACCCCCUAGGAAUCACCUCCCAUUCCGAUAAAAUCACCUUCCACCCUUACUACACAAUCAAAGACGCCCUCGGCUUACUUCUCUUCCUUCUCUCCUUAAUGACAUUAACACUAUUCUCACCAGACCUCCUAGGCGACCCAGACAAUUAUACCCUAGCCAACCCCUUAAACACCCCUCCCCACAUCAAGCCCGAAUGAUAUUUCCUAUUCGCCUACACAAUUCUCCGAUCCGUCCCUAACAAACUAGGAGGCGUCCUUGCCCUAUUACUAUCCAUCCUCAUCCUAGCAAUAAUCCCCAUCCUCCAUAUAUCCAAACAACAAAGCAUAAUAUUUCGCCCACUAAGCCAAUCACUUUAUUGACUCCUAGCCGCAGACCUCCUCAUUCUAACCUGAAUCGGAGGACAACCAGUAAGCUACCCUUUUACCAUCAUUGGACAAGUAGCAUCCGUACUAUACUUCACAACAAUCCUAAUCCUAAUACCAACUAUCUCCCUAAUUGAAAACAAAAUACUCAAAUGGGCCU
Messenger RNA from Homo sapiens (human), 1141 nucleotides. NCBI's taxonomy places the organism in Eukaryota, Metazoa, Chordata, Mammalia, Primates, Hominidae. The record is from the annotation of a RefSeq genome assembly.